AUGCCUAAUCGCGAGGAGCGUCCAGCUCUGCAUCGAGUGUGCAACUCGGUGAGCGGCAUCAACUGGCGCCCGACGCGGUUCGACGACGAGUUGACGUUGAGCCGUUACUCGUGCUGCGUGUGUCACGUCAUUCCGAGCACGACGGUCGUGCUGCCCUGUUCGCACGCUCUGUGCGAGCUGUGUGUGGCGGGGUGUGUCGUCCAAGAUGGCGGAAGCGUCUGUCCCCUGGACGCCCAGCGUUUCUGCGAAGACGAGUGCCAGAACUUAAAGCUCCCUGCCAAGACGAAGAACAACCUCAAGGCUCAUUGCUGGAAUUAUGCUGACGGCUGCGAAUUUGUAGGCACCAUCGAGGCCGUACUGCUGCACUUCGACAGAGAAUGCGCCUUCCACGCUGUCCAGUGUCUACGCUGCGAACGAAGAAUACUGCGCACAGACAUCGCAGCACACUAUGUUGCCGGAUGCCCACAGAACGCUUCUUGUGCAAGCAGUGCUCAGCCGAACAGGUAA
Messenger RNA from Rhipicephalus sanguineus (brown dog tick), 507 nucleotides. Its product is annotated as TNF receptor-associated factor 6-like. The transcript is spliced from 2 exons. The record is from RefSeq and is a predicted model, not a curated record. The coding region runs from base 1 to 507 and encodes 168 amino acids. NCBI's taxonomy places the organism in Eukaryota, Metazoa, Arthropoda, Arachnida, Ixodida, Ixodidae.